Molecule: messenger RNA, 529 nt
Organism: Bursaphelenchus xylophilus (pine wood nematode)
Lineage: Eukaryota; Metazoa; Nematoda; Chromadorea; Rhabditida; Aphelenchoididae
Source: the annotation of a GenBank genome assembly
AUGACGUAUACAAAGGUAAUGGUACUUUUGGUGCUUGCCAUGGGCAUGAUAAGUGGUAAGGUUCAUAAAAUACUCAGUAAUUGGUGUUCUAAGAUGAAUGACUUUUGCUCCUUCAACUAUUUGGAGUCCUUUUUUUACAACAAUUUUUUGUCGUGGAUUGCUAAUCACCAGCAUGAUGACUAAAAUUUCAGAGACAAUGGCAGAAAAGAGAAGAGACGUAUACGGCCAUACAAAAUGGGAUCGCCGUUGGAAUAUAGCCGGAAGGAUAUUGCAGAACACCCUGCCCAUUUGGCUGGCGAAUAGAUAUCAACAACGAGGGUACCCUCCAAUGAGUGGGUACCCCCAAGGAGGCAUGGAUCCUGGAAUGGGAAUGGGAAUGCAAGGGGGAAUGGGAAUGAAUGGAGGAAUGGAUCCGGGAAUGGGGAUGCAAGGCGGCAUGGGCGGGGGAAUGGGUAUGGGCGGAGGAAUGGGCAUGGGCAUGCCAAUGAACGCAGGAAUGGGAAUGCAAGGGGGGAUGAUGGGAAGAUGA